AUGGCUGGGUUCCAGUCCAGCGUCGAGAAGUCUCGAGCUGAGCAGGGCACCAAGUAUGGAAUACACAAAUCAGUACGUUUUCGAAGGGGCCGCAUACCCCAACAGGCACCGACUCCGGGCCAGGCCAUCAACUGCGGAAUCCACGAGCCAGACUGCCUCCAAGACGGUCGCAUGUACCGAUCAUCGCGGAUACCCAUUCCACAGGAGUCUCGACGGCAGAGCGGAUGCUGCUACCGGCCGAGGAUAUUUCACAGUUGGUCCGUUUUCCACGGCGUCCCAGUGCCCGCGAGACACUCUGAAUGCUAA
Molecule: messenger RNA, 306 nt
Organism: Chaetomium globosum CBS 148.51
Lineage: Eukaryota; Fungi; Ascomycota; Sordariomycetes; Sordariales; Chaetomiaceae
Exons: 2
Coding region: 1-306 (101 amino acids)
Source: RefSeq, a predicted model, not a curated record